GGCCUUGAAAGAGGCGACCAUGUCAUCGGAGCAUAAACCACCAAGCUUUGUGCAGGCACUAUGUGCAGGGGGGAUGGCCGGCACCUCGGUCGACAUCCUGUUCUUUCCGCUCGACACCUUGAAGACGCGAUUGCAAGCACCCCAGGGCUUCGUAAAGGCUGGGGGAUUUCAUGGCGUGUACAAGGGUCUUGGUAGUGUGGUCGUAGGCAGCGCUCCUGGCGCCGCCCUCUUUUUCUCAACAUACGAGUUCAUGAAGCACAACCUCCCCUUCCCAGAUCACCUCGCCCCCCUCGCACAUAUGGUAUCCGCAUCCGUUGGAGAGACGGCAGCCUGUCUAGUCCGCGUCCCCGUCGAGGUCAUCAAGACACGAACACAGACCAUGACCUUUGGACCCGAGGGAAAGUCCUCCUUCGGCGCGCUCAAACUUACGCUCCAGCACGAAGGUGCCCGAGGGCUGUUUCGUGGCUUCGGGACGACCCUCGUGCGCGAUAUUCCCUUCACCGCACUACAGUUCCCUAUGUAUGAGUUCUUCAAGCGGACGGCGGCGAAGGCGCUCGGUCAAGAGCGUUUACCAGCUUAUGAAGCAGCGUUGUGCGGAAGCGUCGCGGGCGGCAUAUCCGCGGCGCUGACCACUCCGCUGGAUGUGUUGAAGACGCGUACGAUGUUGGAUACGAGAGUCGGCAAGGAGCAUCUUCCUUCCUUGACCCAACGAGCCAGGUCUAUAAUUGCGCAGGAGGGCGUGAAGGCGCUAUUCUCGGGUAUUGUGCCGCGCACGAUGUGGAUAUCGGCUGGUGGCGCAGUAUUCCUCGGCGUGUACGAGUGGGGGAUCCAGCACAUCGUGUAGAUAGUUCCUACUUAGAGAGAAUUGUUGUUAGACCGCAUGCCACACGCAGACUAGAUAGAAAGGGCUUAAAAUCAGACUGAUAGCAAGCUCAGCGAAUGAAAUGCUC
Messenger RNA from Schizophyllum commune H4-8, 950 nucleotides. RefSeq names its product mitochondrial carrier. Gene Ontology annotation, molecular function: S-adenosyl-L-methionine transmembrane transporter activity. The record is from RefSeq and is a predicted model, not a curated record. Gene Ontology annotation, cellular component: mitochondrial inner membrane. Lineage: Eukaryota; Fungi; Basidiomycota; Agaricomycetes; Agaricales; Schizophyllaceae. The coding region runs from base 20 to 844 and encodes 274 amino acids. The transcript has 6 exons.